This is a messenger RNA of Talaromyces marneffei, 1479 nucleotides long. RefSeq lists its product as uncharacterized. Gene Ontology annotation, molecular function: protein binding. The transcript is spliced from 3 exons. Gene Ontology annotation, biological process: signal transduction. The coding region runs from base 1 to 1479 and encodes 492 amino acids. NCBI's taxonomy places the organism in Eukaryota, Fungi, Ascomycota, Eurotiomycetes, Eurotiales, Trichocomaceae. The record is from RefSeq and is a predicted model, not a curated record.
AUGUCGUUAUUAAAAACACGCUUCCACGACGACUCGGAUGCGGACGACGAGUACGAGCGCAGCCUUGCAUCUCCAGUACUGCCCACGGACUCUGAAAUAUCACCGACUGAUUCAGACUCGAUAUCUACGGAACAUACACCUACAACAUAUGGAAACAUGGGAGAUGAACAUGGCUCUUUACGGUCGACAAUAAGUGACUGGACGGCGGAGGAGUGUGCAGAUUUCGUGGUAGGGCUAGGUUUGCGGCAGUAUCGAACGGCUUUCAUAGAAAAUGAAAUAGUCGGCGAGGCACUGAUAGCCCUCAAGCACGAGGAGUUGAAAGAAAUGGGUAUCACCAGUGCUGGACACAGAUUAACAAUACUGAAGAGUGUCUACGAGACGAAGGUGAAACAGGGCGUUUCUAUCGAUCCGGACCACUAUAUUGCGCCAUCUGCCGACCACAAUUUACAUGAAUCGGCUACAUACGGAGAUAUUACGCGCUUGGCGCAGACGAUACGGGCACGAGAUGAAAGGCUCAGCGUUGUCGAGGCAGAAUUGAGAAGGGUAUCAGAAGAUUACCGACGAUUGCGAGAAGAGCUUCUUCCCAUAUUCAAGCUGGCUAAAGAUCGCUCACAACCGUUACCCUAUCAACCCCCCAUCCAGUCAGGGACAACGUCGAGUCCAGAGCUAUACCACGAUGCAUCGUCCAUUAUAUCACCAGGCAAUAUCCGCAAUGAGUCCUCAGCACUGGGUAGGUCGCUUUCCAGAAGAGUCUACAAUGGAGGCACAACCCCCAAAAGCAGCAACUCUCCAACACAUAUACCACCAUCGGUCCAUGAAGGCCGCCCUUACAACGAUGGUGCUAACAUCGAUCCUUCUGCGGCAGCUAUGGCAGCGUCUACGCAUCUGACGGCGUCGAUGAACGGUGGCGCUCAAACAUCGCCCGGUAUACCAUCACCAACAUCGCCCGGACAAUUCGCACAACAACAGACCCUCGGCCCUCGGUCUUACGUCAGAGAUAACAACAAGAGUUCGGCAGCCUCAAUUCGACAGGGACACGAGCAUGAAGAAGUACCUCAAUCAAACCCGACACCGGUACCAACACCGACACCAAGUGCAAGUUCACGGUCUGAAUCAAGGAACACCGACUCUGCAGCUCCCAGCGUCGAAAUCUUCAAAUCAUUUAGAGUUUCAAUGGAUGAUCCAUGUCACAAAGUGCUACCCGCUGCUCUUAAAAAAUACAACAUCAACGCCGAUUGGCGUCAGUAUGCUCUAUAUAUCGUAUAUGGCGACCAAGAGAGGUGUCUGGCACUCGACGAGAAACCAUUAAUUCUCUUCAAACAAUUAGACAGAGAAGGACGGAAACCGAUGUUCAUGCUUCGCAAGUCUGCGCCGACUGAUGCCUCGACGCCAUCGUAUCCUGGAUCAACGGGUACGGCACCCAAUAGUGCUGUAUUCGAUGGGAAGAAUAAGAGCACCGUACCUGGUGGAGUUCUAUGA